Sinocyclocheilus grahami is the source of this 682-nucleotide messenger RNA. RefSeq names its product jun dimerization protein 2-like. The coding region runs from base 116 to 682 and encodes 188 amino acids. The transcript is spliced from 5 exons. Gene Ontology annotation, molecular function: DNA-binding transcription factor activity, RNA polymerase II-specific; RNA polymerase II cis-regulatory region sequence-specific DNA binding. The record is from RefSeq and is a predicted model, not a curated record. Gene Ontology annotation, cellular component: nucleus. Lineage: Eukaryota; Metazoa; Chordata; Actinopteri; Cypriniformes; Cyprinidae. Gene Ontology annotation, biological process: regulation of transcription by RNA polymerase II.
GGAGAGUUCCGCAUUCCAAGCGCCCAGCGAUACAUAAACGCGCUGAUGCAACGGGACCAGACGCGCAGACGAGCUGAACGGACAAGCACCCGCCAACUCUCAGCACCGAACAACAAUGAUGCCUGGUCAAAUCCCUGAUCCGCUGAUGACGGCCGGUUCUCUGCCCAGCGUCGGUCCUCUGGCUGGCAUUCCCGCCACCAGCCUGACAGACCAGCUCAAACUAGCAGAGCUCUACAGCCUCGGGGCGGUUCUGUCUCCUCUCAUCCUGAACAGACACGCCAAGAGACCGUUCGACGUCAUCAAGGGUGAGACAGAUGACAAUGAAGAACGCAAGAAAAGAAGGCGAGAGAAGAAUAAAGUCGCAGCCGCCCGCUGUCGAAACAGAAAGAAGGAAAGAACAGACUUCCUCCAGCAGGAGUCUGAACGGUUGGAGACGCUGAACUCGGAGCUGAAGUCUCAGAUCGAGGAGCUGAAAUCGGAGCGGCAGCAGCAUGAGUCUGAACGGUUGGAGACGCUGAACUCGGAGCUGAAGUCUCAGAUCGAGGAGCUGAAAUCGGAGCGGCAGCAGCUGAUCGUGAUGCUCAACCUCCACCGGCCCACCUGCAUCGUCCGCACAGGCAGCGUGAGGAGCCCCGAGAGCGACGAGCACGUGCUGGACCAGCGAUCCGAGCAGUCCGACUGA